Molecule: messenger RNA, 288 nt
Organism: Lactuca saligna
Lineage: Eukaryota; Viridiplantae; Streptophyta; Magnoliopsida; Asterales; Asteraceae
Source: the annotation of a GenBank genome assembly
AUGAAGAACAUUUGUGUGCUCACUCUUAUUCUUCUCACAUUUCUAGUUAUAAGUAGCACAAGCAAAAUGGAACUGCCACCAAGCGAUGCAACAUAUUGUUGCAUUGCAGAACAUCCUGAUUAUUGGAAGAAUAAGUGUUGUAAACUUAAAAGCCUUAGACGUGGGCAAGGAGCAGUUUGCAAAAGAUAUAAAUUUACAUCACUUCAAGAUUGUGAAGAAAAAUGCUCCACAAAGAAAUGUCCGUGGCCAUUUCCAUCGCCACCAAGUGUGCGCUACAGAGCAAAUUAA